This is a messenger RNA of Solanum tuberosum (potato), 1604 nucleotides long. Its product is annotated as beta-D-glucosyl crocetin beta-1,6-glucosyltransferase-like. Lineage: Eukaryota; Viridiplantae; Streptophyta; Magnoliopsida; Solanales; Solanaceae. Gene Ontology annotation, molecular function: UDP-glycosyltransferase activity. The record is from RefSeq and is a predicted model, not a curated record. The transcript has 2 exons. The coding region runs from base 108 to 1421 and encodes 437 amino acids.
ACAUUAUAAGGUACAAAUUCUGUAGAUUUCUCGAUAUAUAGAGUUUGAACCAAAACUACUGAAUUCUGUCGAAUUCGUAUUUUCUAUACUAGACUAGAUUCAUCCCUAUGGAGGCAAAGAAGCACACCAUUAGUGUACUUAUGUUACCUUGGCUAGCUCAUGGUCACAUAAAUCCAUUUCUAGAGUUAGCGAAAAAGCUUGCAAAUAAAUACAAUCUAAUGGUAAAUCUGAACUCCAUCAAGAAAAGAGUCAGUGAGAAGUAUUCUCAGUCAAUAGAAUUAAUCGAGCUUCAUCUUCCGUCUUUACCAGAUCUUCCUCCUCAUUACCACACCACAAAUGGCCUCCCACCUCAUCUCAUGAACACCCUCAAAACAGCUUUUGAACUCGCCUCUCCGAAUUUUUCCAAAAUAUUACAAACUCUGCAUCCGGAUUUGGUCAUUCAUGACUACAAUCAGCCAUGGGUUACUGAUUCGGCUUCCUCUAUGAACAUUCCUGCUGUGCAGUUCCCUACUUUUAGUGCAACUGUUGUUGCUUUGGCCAUCCACAUGUCUGAAAACACAGAGGAGAAGUUCCCGUUUCCUGAAAUUUACCUGCGGGAACACGAAAUGAUUUCACUGAAAAAAGAUAUUGAUGAAGUACCAAGUAAGAAGUUCCCAUACGACGAGGCUAUUAGUCGAUCACAUGACAUUAUUCUAGUGAAAACUUGCAGAGAUUUUGAAGGGAAAUAUAUAGAUUAUCUUUCAAAUUUGACUUCCAAGAAAAUUGUCCCUGUUGGUUCGCUAGUUCAAGAAUCCAUGGAUCAAGAUGAUUAUGAGGAAAUCGCGCAAUGGCUUGACAAGAAAGAGAAAAGUUCAACUGUGUUCGUUUCAUUUGGGAGCGAGUAUUUUCUAUCCAAGGAGGAAAUACUUGCAGUAGCUCAAGGGCUAGAGCUUAGCAAAGUGAACUUCAUUUGGGUCAUCAGGUUUCCACAAGGUGAAAGACUUAACAUUCGAGAUGCAUUACCGGAAGGGUAUCUUGAAAGGGUAGGAGAAAGAGGAAUGAUUAUGGAAGGAUGGGCUCCACAAGCAUUGAUUCUUCAACAUCCAUCGAUAGGUGGAUUCGUGAGUCACUGUGGAUGGAGUUCAUUCAUGGAAAGUAUGAAGUUUGGUGUGCCUAUAAUUGCCAUGCCAAUGCACAUUGAUCAACCAAUGAAUGCUAGGCUUGUGGAAUAUAUCGGUGUGGGAGUGGAAGCAGCGAAGGACGAGGAUGGGAAGUUACAAAGCGAAGAGAUUGCAAAGGCAAUAAGGGAAGUGUUAGUGGAGGAAAGCGGGGAGGCUGUGAGGAAGAAAGCUAAGGAACUGAGUGAAAAGAUGAACGCGAAAGAGGAUGAAGAGAUAGAUGGCGUGGCGGAAGAACUGAUGGCACUUUGUAGCAGCAAAUGAUUAGCAAUAAGAGUAAAUGUCAGUCUAGUGUAACUCAACUGUUACAGUAAGUUGGGAGUACUAAUCAUCUUAUUACCAAUAAUCACUACAAGUAAUAACCUUUAAAAUGAUUCAGCAGAAUGUAAGUUGUAUCCAAGAAAAACAUGCAUUAAGACGUAAUUCCGAGCCAGCAUUAUGCUUGAA